UUAAAACCGUCAGAGUCCUCUCGGUGUGCCAGUGCAGGCGUUUUCUGGAUCGUGCUUUGAUCAAACACGAGGCGGCCGUCGUCAACAAGUAGGAGCAUUUCAGUCCGCAAAACCCUCUUGUCUAUCGCACCAUGUCCAUCAGGAAAUACAAGGCCGCCAUCUCCCAGGCCGAGCCCAUCUGGUUCGACGUCCAAGGCGCGGUCGACCGGACCGUCGAACUCAUCGAGGAGGCAGCCAGCAAUGGAGCAUCCCUGAUCGCCUUUUCCGAGCUCUGGAUCCCCGGCUACCCGAACUUCAUCUGGGGGGGUACAUACAGCGAGAACAUCCCUCUCGUGCAAAAGUACAUGGCGAACAGCAUGACCGCACACGGGCCCGAAAUGCUUCGGAUCCGCCAGGCCGCGGCGGCGCACCAGAUGCACGUCGUGCUGGGCUUCAGCGAGCGGGUGGCCAGCUCGCUCUACCUCGCCCAAGUCCUGAUCGACGACAAGGGCGACGUGCUCCUCCACCGGCGCAAAAUCAAGCCGACGCACCUCGAGCGCACCAUGUUCGGCGACUCGACGGGCGACUCCCUGCAGACGGUGGCCGACACCAAGCUGGGCAAAAUCGGCAUGCUCAACUGCUGGGAGCACUUCCAGCCCCUGCUCAAGUACCACACCUACGCGCAGAACGAACAGGUCCACGUCGCCGCCUGGCCCUACCACGGCGACGCUCUGGGCGACGAACCCUGGUCCGUGUGCACCGAGGCCAACGAAGUCACGGCCAGUCGCAUGCACGCCCUCGAAGGCGGCGCCUUCGUCCUCGUCAGCAACCAAAUGAUCACCGAGGCCGGCAUGAAGAAGAACACCGAGGGCCACGCCGCGACGGGGACAUCGUUCUCGGUCGGUGGCGCCGGUGGCGGCGCGGCCAGGGUCUUUGGCCCCGACGGGCGCCAACUCACCCAGGACCCGGAUCCGUAUCUGGACGGCCUGGUGUACUGCGACAUCGACCUGGACUUGAUCGACCGGGCGAAGACGCUGGCGGAUCCAGUGGGACACUACUCGCGGCCCGACUUGCUGCGCUUGGUCGUCGACGACACCCCGAAGCACUACGAGACCAAGGUGAAUGGGGGACCGCCGGCGACACUCACGUCGGCGUUCAAACCGCUCGCCGAGACGGUUGCGGCGUUUGAAAAAAAAAUGGACUCGAUGUAACGGCAUAGGUAGAGGUCAAGCAAUUCCAAACAUACCGUACUACAAUGGUAGACAUUAUAAUGA
Messenger RNA from Exophiala xenobiotica, 1253 nucleotides. RefSeq lists its product as uncharacterized. The record is from RefSeq and is a predicted model, not a curated record. NCBI's taxonomy places the organism in Eukaryota, Fungi, Ascomycota, Eurotiomycetes, Chaetothyriales, Herpotrichiellaceae. The transcript has a single exon. Gene Ontology annotation, molecular function: catalytic activity. The coding region runs from base 132 to 1190 and encodes 352 amino acids.